Molecule: messenger RNA, 1573 nt
Organism: Striga hermonthica
Lineage: Eukaryota; Viridiplantae; Streptophyta; Magnoliopsida; Lamiales; Orobanchaceae
Source: the annotation of a GenBank genome assembly
CCGCCUACAUGUCCGCCGCCUAGGUCACCCGCCGCCUCGUGCGCCUCGCCCGCCUGUCCUCUUGCCUCGAGGAUUAAGGCCUCGCACCCUGCGUGCGCCAUUCCUAUUCCUCAUAGGGAAAAAACCUUAGUCUCCGCUAGCACACCAUCUUGGCUUCGUCCUGCGUGCGAAGCCGAUUCUCCCCUUACUCCGGAGCUCACUUCAGAACCAGUACCUGGAAAAGUCAAAGUCCCCCAGAUCGGGCUAUACGACGGAACAUCUGACCCUGACUCGCACCUCGGUCAUUAUACUUCUUGGAUGGAUUUGCAUGGGGCCUCAGAUGCACUUCGGUGUCGAAUGUUUUCGCUUACACUGGGGCCUCGGGCCCAAAAAUGGUACCAUUCCCUUCCUCCGCAUUCCAUUUGGAAAUGGCAACAAUUGAGGUCGGCUUUUCGAUCUCAUUUCAUCGGAGCUCAAGUAUGCCUUAUCCCAAAAGAAUCUCUUGCGAAUAUCACUAAAAAAGACGAUGAAAGUGUCAAGGAUUAUAUUGCCCGAUUCAAUGACCGAGUUCAGAAUAUGGAACCUUGUCAUCCUGAAACCUUGCUUGUCAUGGAUAUUGCUGGAUUGAAACCAAAUUCGAUUUUCCGCUGGACACUAUGCCAAAAUAAACCGAAUACUUUUCAAGAAUUUCUCGCUCGAGCCCAGCAGCACAUCAUAGCGGAAGAAGCCAUAAAAUUUUAUCGUAAUACUGAUCCCCAGAGGCGAGGUCCGGGACGCCAUAUCGAACCCUUUGAUGAAGACAAUGAGGAGGACCGAGGUACCAUGCCAAAGCGCAUCCGACAAGGGGACAAGGAAGUAUUCAUGUUCACCUCGGAAACAUCUGAUUCUAACUCUGCUGAAGCCUCCCGAGGGCGUAAACGAGAUCGGUCUCCUGAACCGAUUCAAAUCACAGUCCACCGUGUCAACACCAAUAACUCCCGGAGUACAUUAUCUCGUCGACAGGUCAAGGCUUAUGCCCGACAAGCGCACAACUCUGGCAAACAGGUCUAUACUACCGAUUUGAGAGAUAUUAUCAACAAUCGGAACUGCCCCAUAACCUUUAAUAUGGAAGAUGCUAAUCAUUUCGCACACCCUCAUUCCGAUGCGCUUGUUAUCACCGUCCCUAUAUGCGGAAUUCCAGUUCACCGCGUCAUGGUGGAUACUAGGGCCUAUUCGAGCAUUUUGAUGUUAAAGGCUUUUGACAAAAUGGGCCUUGAUCCCGCCGAAAUCCGACCUUGCAACGAUCAAAUACAAGGGUUCAACGGCAGUAUGUCAAAGCCUAUCGGCGAGAUCACUUUACCUGUCAGAUUCGGCACUUCGGAGAAUGUCACCAAACUCGUCAUGGAAACUUUCAAGGUUAUGGAUAUCAAUAAUGAGUACAAUGCCAUCAUUGGCAGAACAGCAUUGUAUAAACUUCGAGCCGCAGUUUCGAUUUUUCACUAUGCUCUGAAGUUCCCGACUACACGAAGAGAAGGGACACACUUCGGAGAUCAAAGAGAAGCUCGAGAACUUGUUACGUUUAUUCCCUCCAAUGGAAUCCACUCAACUUCAAUGG